Molecule: messenger RNA, 7002 nt
Organism: Fusarium graminearum PH-1
Lineage: Eukaryota; Fungi; Ascomycota; Sordariomycetes; Hypocreales; Nectriaceae
Exons: 1
Coding region: 1-7002 (2333 amino acids)
Source: RefSeq, a predicted model, not a curated record
AUGGUUCCCGCCAAAAGGAUCGAAUCCCCCACAAAGGGACAUCGCCGGCUGCAGUCUUCAGUCCGUGAUAUCAGCUUGAUGAUUGAGGGUGCUAGUGGUCACAACUCGCCAUCGCGGUCUCCAGAACGUCAACAGCGUCCAGAGACGCCCACCCGAUCUCGAGACCAUGAUAACCGGCCAAGCGACAGUCACUCUACAGUGUCGAGCUCAGCACCAGUACCAGGUCCUAGUUUGACACCUAUUAUGCGACCAGCAGCUCGACGUCCACCACCUCAGAGCAUCCUGGGCGAAAACACACCACCGCAAUCAUCUACCAUGCUCGCUCUCCAACACAUGAGCUCAACACCUUCAAAAGAAUCAGAAAACCCCCUCUCUGACAUCACAAAUGGCUCGACAGCUAUAUCAAAGGGCCCCCAGAACCUUGAGGCGCUGUCCGACCAAAUUCUCAGCCUGACUAGCAUCGCUACAGGACUUCAGAAGGAAAUGUCUCAGCUGAGUCGACGCAGCAGGGACAACGCCACAGAUCUUCUCAGCCUCAAGGAGGCCACAAACUCAAGAGAUGAGGACAUUCGAAAGAGUCUAAGAGAACUUCUAGGGAGCCACGGCAAUGGGAAUGACGGCCAAAACAGACUCCCUGCAGCUCGCGACCCCUUUGGAGGAUAUUUCCUAGACAACAAGCCACACAAUCUCUCUCCACCCAGCACAAGGGGUUUUCAACUCCCUAGAAUUCCUUCCCCCAAGAGCUUUGGCGACUCAAUUGAGCGAGGGUCUAUUAUCAGUACACCCUCCCUCAUUGGCUCAGAGGCCAACUCCUCCCUUGUUCUUCUGGAAAGAAUCAUUCGGGAGAUGGGCACUAAGGAGGGACAAGAGUCUCUUCUUGGUCGACUGCAGGAGGUAUCAAACAAGCUCUCGGGUAUGGCUACAUCUCAGAAGCUGGAUGAAGUCAUUGACCAAGUCAGAGCUCAGUCUGAGCAAGCCAUCAUUUUGGGCAACUCCUUUGGGAGCCCUCGUGCGAGCCGGUCUCGCAACCUCAGCUUUGAAUCAGAAAACAGCAGCAUGCCCAGCCAGGCGAGAAGUGCCGUUUCUCAACGGGUUGAGCACAUCAUGAAAAACGAGGCCCGCAGGAAUUCUGAGCCUUUAGCGAGGGGCUCCGAUAUUCUCAAUGACGAUCUCAUGAGUAUCAUCCGAUCCGUCAAGGACAGCGUCUCCCAAGGUGGUGGUCUCACUGCCGAGGUCAAAGCUCUCGUUCGCGAGCUUCGUGGCGAGGUUUUAGGCAUGGGCCGUGAGAUCGGUAAGCGCCUUGACCAACAAGCAGCGUCUAAGCGAGGCGUUGAAGAUCAUGACACUCCCAGCAAGGACGAAGUCGCUCGUGUAAUUGAUGAAGGGCUCGAGCAGAUGAAGGAUCAGCUCAAUCAUGUCCUCCGCGAGCACAGACGCCAAUCAGCUGCUUCAGUCAACACCCAGAAGAGUGCUGUCGACUACCAGGAGAUCUACAAUGCUAUGCGCGCCGCCAUCCAAGAUAACGAGGCGACCAAGAGCAACUUGCCUGACUUGAGCCGCGAAGACGUCAUCGAAGCUGUCAGGGAUGCUUGGGAAAACUACAAGCCUGAGAUCGAGGUUCAGCAACUCGGCCUCGAACGCGACGAGGUCUUAUCUUGCUUGAAGCAAGGAAUGCAAGAGUAUUCCGCCCGUGGCGAGCACCCCCCGGCUGCUUCCAGGGACGAUGUCCUCACUGCUGUCGUUGAAGGUCUUCAGCACUAUGUGCCUCCUCAAGUUGACCAGCCCGCCACCCUCUCAAGAGAUGAGAUCAUCGAUGCUGUUCGUGAUUGUCUCGAAGAGUUCGAGUUCCCUGUGGCUCCAGGUGCUGGAGACUUUACACAUGAGGAUAUGGUCGAUGCCGUUAGAGAGGGUCUCCAAGAUCUUGAUGUUCACUCCAGCCGCGCUCUUGUACCAGCUUCGUCUGGCAACAAUGAUGAUGUCAGCGAUCGCCUUCGUGAGAUCAUGGAAUACUUGCGCCAGGAGUUCAAGACAAUGUCCGAAGAGGCGAAAGAGAAUGUUGCUGCCACCGGCCGGGAGACCGAGCAAGUCCUUGGUGCUACUAAAGAUGGUUUCGAAAGUCUCCGACAAGCUAUGGAGAGUUAUGUCGACCGUGCUACCGGCGCUGCUGGCCAAGAGGAGUUCAUGGACGAUCUGUUGAAGUCUCUCGAGGACUUUAAGGACGAGAUGGCUGGAAUUGUCUCAACGACUAACCAGGAGUCGCGCGAGCAGCUCCAGACAGAGCUCGAAGGCCUUCGAGAAAUUGUCAACUCAUCCAUGAUUCCCGCGCCGCCACCUCAAUCGAACAACACCGAGGUCCUCGAGGCUUUGAACACCGGCUUCAACAACUUGAGGCAGGAAGUUCUUCGACCUCGUGCCGAGACAAGUGAGAUCCUCGAUGCCCUCAACGAUGGUCUCAACGAUCUCCGUGCCGGUAUGGACCGAGUCACCAACAAGCCCACUGACUUGACUGCCAACGAUGAGAUCCUCGAUGCCCUCAAGGCUGGCCUCGACUCUGUCCGUGCCGACAUUGAGUCUAUUCGCGAUAGCAGCAAUGACCAGGCUGUUGCAACACUUAAUGCCACCCCUACCGCAAAUGAUGAGAUCAUGGAAGCCCUUAAGUCUGGACUCAGUGGUGUUCGAGCAGACUUGGAAGCUCUUCGCGAUAGCCAAACAGAAAAGGCUGUGGCUGUUGUUGAACCCAAGGAGAACGACGAGGUUCUCGAGGCACUGAAGAACGGCCUCGAUGCUCUCCGUAUUGACAUUGAGGCUAUUCGCGAGAAUACUUCCGAGAAGGCUGUCGUAGCUGCUGACACUACAUCCAACGACGAUGUCAUCGCGGCCGUCAAGACUGGACUCGAGUCUCUACGAGCUGACUUCGAAGCGGUCCGAGACAGCAGCGAGAAGGCUCUUGCCCCUGUCGAUAAGCCCUCUUCUACCGAUGAGUUCGUCGAAGCCCUGAAGACUGGCUUAGAAUCACUGAGAGUUGACAUUGAGUCUGCUCGCGAGACAAGUGAUCGAUCGGCUCCCGAUGAAAACACUUCGAACGAUGAGGUUAUCGUAACUCUCAAGAACGGUCUUGAUUCGCUCCAUGCUGAGAUUGCCGCGCUCGCCAACCAGGAGAAGCCCGAAACGUCAGCCGAGAACGCGUCCAAUGACGAGGUCAUCGUGACUAUGAAGAAUGGACUUGAUUCGUUGCACGCUGAGAUUGCCGCUCUUGCCAACAAAGAGAAGGGCGAGGAAGCCACCGAGAAUACCUCCAACGACGAGGUCAUUGUCACCCUCAAGAACGGACUUGAUCAACUCCACACCGAUAUCGAAGCUAUUGCCGUUGCGCAGAAGUCUGCUGCUCCAGUCGAUAACACAACCAACGACGAAGUCAUUGAAGCUCUUAAGAACGGCCUUGACUCCUUGCGCACAGACAUUGAGGCUCUUCAAGAAAGCAAUCAAAAGGCACUGGCUCCUGUGGCGGAUACGAAGCCCAAUGACGAGGUUCUCGAUGCCCUCAAGACUGGUUUGGAGUCACUUCGCUCCGAUAUCGAGUCUCUCCGCGAUACAAGUAACGACCGAGCCAUCGCUCCUGCGGAGUCACUAUCCGACGAGAAGAUUCUGGAAGCUCUCAAGACUGGCCUUGAAUCGGUUCGCUCCGAUAUCGAAGCUCUUCGGGACAGCAACGGAGAGCGUGCACUUGCUGCCAUCUCAACAGCAAAGUCAGAAGAUGGCGAAUCUGGUGCGGGCAUCAAGUCAGAUGACAUCAAGAAUCUCGAGGUCCUCAUUGCUGGCCUUGCCAUCAAGAUUGACUCUGUCAAGGCUGAGAAUCAAGGAGUCCAGAAAGACGACCUAUCUCGGAUGGAGGAGCUUCUUCGAACAGUCCAGGACAGUGUUGAUGAGAUUGCCUCUCGCGAGACGCUCACCAGGUCCGUGUCCGUCAAGAAGAAGAAGGAAGAUGGAGCCGAAGAACCUGAGAGUGGGAUUCAAGGCGAUGCCGAGGAGCCAGCCUCCAAGGAGGACAUGCAAGCCAUCGAAACCAUCCUCCGCAACACCAAGGGCAAGCUCGACGAUCUUAUUGAUGGUGAGCAGGCCGUUCGCAAGGAUCAUAUCGACAAUGUCGAGGCUCUUCUGCUCGAGACACGGGAGACUAUGGGAUCUCUCACUACUCAGCUAGAGACUGUCUCACGUAAGGAGGAAGUCACUGCAUUGGAGGCUCUCCUCACCCAAGUUUCCACUGGCCUCGACGAGAUCAAGGAGCAGGCCACCAAGGAAAGCGAGAACCCCGACAAGGUUUCCAAGGGAGAUGUCGAGGCUGUUGAGGCAUUGACUCUUGAGAUCAAGACUGCCCUCGAGGGCUUCACUGGCACCGACCUUGCUCUGCUAGCUCGCAAGGACGACGUCAGCAACCUGGAGGCUCUUCUCAUCAAGAAGGAAGAUAUUGCCGGCCUCGAAACUAUCGUCAAGGAGUUCCAAGAGAAGCUGGACACGUCAGUGGAUGCACAAACCAAAGCCAUUGCCGUCCGUGAUGAGGAAAGCACUUCUGUCGCUGACCGUGUCACUGAAGUCAAGAGCUUCCUCGAGGAGCUCCAAGGAGCCAUCAACACCAAGCUCGACGAGGGCGCGACCGGUGUUGACGGUGUUAGCAAGCUUCUUGAAACGAUGGGCGAAAAGAUUGACAAGAACGAGAACGUUCACCAGGAUCUCAAAGACAUGCUCGAUAUGAUCAAGGCUGAGUUCGAGGACUCCAAGGCUGUUGUGUCUGGCGUCAAGGUUGAGUCUAACGAGAAGCUUCAAGAGGCUACUGAAACUCUCGGUACCAAACUCGACGAGAAGAUUGGUGAGCUCAUUGCCAAGUAUGAGACCCUCGAGACCACCCUUGACGAACGAAGCAAAGUCAGCGAGGCUCGAGACGAGGUUAUGGAGGCGGCUCUUGUUGGCUCCAAAUCUGUCACGGAUGAGCUGAAACUCCUCAUUGACACCCUUGGCUCGACUGUCACCGAUUCACUGGAGAAGAUGGAGGAGGCUUCAAAGACCGUCUUCACCAAGGUGGAGGAGCUCAGCACCCGUACUGAAGAGACCCACACCGAGGACAAGGCCGAGCAUCAACAGACUCGUGACCAGAUCACAGAGGCCCUGACCGCUGUGGAAGGGCUGAAGGGAGAAGUCAGCGAGUCACACCCCAAGAUCAUUGAAUCUGUCAAGGAUCUCCUCCUCCUCGUCGGCGAGCACUACGAGCACACCAAGACUUCUACGACUGAGAUUCAAGACAAGAUUCUUGAGCACAAAUCUCCCGAGGAACUUAUGACGCUUCUGACACUUCUGACUGAUGACAAAUACAACAACACACAAGUUCAUGAGAAGCUCGAUCAACUCAUCGCGCAGAUUUACAACGACUCAGAGGUCAAGGAGCGUCUCGAUAAGAUCAUUGAGGAGAAGUACAACGAUGCUGAAGUUCGUGAGAAGUUGGACAAGAUCAUUGAGGAGAAGUACGAUGAUGCCCCAGUUCAUGAGAAACUUGCCACAAUCAUUGAGUCAAAGUACGACGACACAGCGGUUCGUGAAAAGCUCGACAACAUCAUUGGGUCCAAGUAUGAUGAUGGUGAGGUGCGUGCAAAGCUUGACAAGAUCAUCGAGGAGAAGUACGACGAUACUCCUGUCAAGGAAAUGCUGGGCACCAUCAUUGAGCAAAAGUACGACGAUGCUCCUGUCAAGGAGAUGCUGGGUACAAUCAUUGAGGGAAAGUAUGACGACACACCUGUUCGUGACAAGUUGGACUUGAUCAUGGAUUCGAAGUACGACGAUACUAUUGUUCGUGAGAAGCUCGACCUGGUCUUGGAUGGACGGUACGAUGAUGCUGUGGUGCAAGACAAGCUUGACAAGCUUGUCGACCACACCGCGGUCGCCGACCAGGCUUUUACUCGUCUCGACACCCUCGACAAAGUUCAUGCGUCGGUUCUCAAGACCGCGUCUGAUAUCUCCGAUUUCCUUCAAUCACAGAAGCGGCGCAUUGAGAAGGCUCACGAGGAUCACAGCAGACAUCUCCAAGAGACCAUGGCGUCCGUCGAGCGCAAGCUCGCCGAGAAGGACCACGUGGAGACCGCAGUCUUGAACCUUCGCGAUGAGGAACUGAGACUCCGUCAGAGUGUUAUGAGCCUUCGAUCGGAGCAGGAGAAUUUGAUCCGCCAAAAGACACGCCUGACUGGUGAUGUCUCAUCACUCGAGACUGCCCUCAGUAUGCGCAAGGAGGAGCUCUAUGACAUGGAGUCUCGUGCGGAGAACUUGGAGCGCCGCAUCCUCGAGGGUGUGAUGGAUCAUUCGCGAGUCCUUCUCAUGUCCAAGGCUAAAAGAAGCGGUAGCGAUGCUAUGAGCCGCAAGCGAGUCAGAAAGCCUGCCGAGGAGGACUCCCAGCAAGACGGUCGUAAGUCUAUGGUGGGCAUGGCGCUGAAUGCGAAGCGCAACAUGGCAGCCGCUUCCCCAACAGGAGCAGCUCGACGCAUCGUUUCGCUCAGCCAAAUUAACAACAAUGUGGCAAGCGGAGGUGUUAAGCGCAGCCAAAGUGUACGAACUCCCGCAGGUGCUGGUGCUGGUGGUAAAACAUACCGCAAGCGAAGCUGGGGUGGUGGCCUCGAAUUGACCGACAACGACAAGGAGAACUCUGUCAACGAGACCGUCGAAGAGGUUGACGAGGCAGAUGUCAAACCAAGCCUGACCUCAGAAGCCGUAGAGGUCCCUGACGAAGAGACAAUAGUUCUCGAACAAGAAAUAAAUGGUGAGGGCAGUGAACAAGGCGAUAGCGAUAACGAGACGCUAAGACGGAGUAGCAGGGGCACCGUGAUCACAAACAGCACGGAUAUGUACACCGACGGCGACAGCUACAGCGAAGACAGCUACACCGAGAGCGAGUGGACAGAAAGCAACGUUGGCACCGAUAUAGGAUCGGUCCAAGGCAACGAAGUUGCGAUUAUUGGGAACUAA